UGUCAUUACUAUGCAGCAAAGUCAACACGGGGAAGCCCUUCCUCUGUGGCUGCCGUGCUCUCUUUUAUUUUAUUAGUUUCUUUUAUCUUUCUUCUUUACAUCCUUGGAGGACUUGUUCAACUCUUAUAAUCCGCCUGAUUGCUUUUCCUCUGGCCCAAAAAAAUCUCUCCUUUCUUUUUAAACUCGUCAUAUCGAUCAAAAAGAGAGUAAGGAAUCUUUGAACAGACUCUUCUUCUGAGGGAGGAGAUUUCUGUGAGAAAGUUGGGAUUUUGCGGAGUCAUUCGUGGUCAAAAUCGCAUCUUGGGGGUCGGAAGGAGGAAUAGAUGCGGAGAAUUUAGCGGGAGGGGCAGAGGAACAAGAGGAUUAUAUGGAUAAAUUAUGCUGCUUCGGGGGCUCCUGCUCUCGGUUUGCAGGUCAUUCUUCAGGUGAUGCCGGUAAAGGGAAAAGCUGUCAAGGCCGCAUAAAAAUUACAUAUGGAUUUAGCCUUGUAAAGGGAAAAGCUAGUCAUCCAAUGGAGGAUUAUCAUGUCGCCAGAUUUGUCCAGAUGAGAGGGCAGGAGCUUGGGCUGUUUGCUAUUUUUGAUGGUCAUUUGGGAGAUAGCGUGCCUGCCUAUUUGCAGAAGCAUCUGUUUGCUAAUAUUCUGAAAGAGGAAGAAUUUUGGACCCAGCCAGAUAGAGCCAUUUCAAAAGCCUAUGAAAAGACUGACAAGGCAAUUCUUUCACACAGUCCUGAUAGGACGAGGGGUUCCACUGCUGUUACUGCAAUUCUUGUAAACGGUAGGAAGUUAUGGGUAGCCAAUGUUGGCGAUUCACGAGCAGUUCUUGCAAAAGGUGGAAAGGUGAUACAAUUGACAGUUGAUCAUGAACCAAGCACCGAGCGUGAGCGUGGGAGUAUCGAGACAAGAGGUGGCUUUGUUUCAAACAUGCCAGGAGAUGUCCCAAGAGUUAACGGCCAAUUAGCUGUUUCCCGUGCUUUUGGGGACAAGAGCCUCAAGUCGCAUCUGCGGUCAGAUCCAGACAUACACCCUGAAGAUAUUACUGCUGAUGCUGAAUUACUUAUCCUUGCAAGUGAUGGCCUCUGGAAGGUCAUGAGAAAUGAAGAGGCUGUUGAUAUCGCUCAAAAGAUUAAGGACCCGCAAGCAGCAGCGAGGCAGUUAACAACUGAAGCAGUGAAUAGAGACAGCAAAGAUGAUAUUUCAUGCAUUGUUGUCCGGCUGAAAGCAUAGAAAAUAGUUGAUUCUUUCAGAUGAUGGUCUCUCCGAGGUCUCUCCAUUGUUCGAGAGAAGUCAUCUAUAGGUGGCUAGUAGCAGCAUAAAGUUGAGUUGGUCAUGUCCAAUGAAGCCGGCAGAGGAAUACCAAAUGCUGGAGUACAAAAAUUAGUUCUCGCACCCUUCUCGCUUAUCUUGUAUAUGCUUUCAUCCUUAAUUAGUUAUUAGCUGAGUGUGAUAUUGUUUGAUUCCUUUAAUGGAUUAGUUAAUCAAAGUGUCCCUUGCCUUCAACUGUGUGGUGACAAGAAGCCUUCUGGGACAGGAGGAUUUAUUUAGCAUAAUUGUUGGUGGUAUUGCUUGCAUUUUUCUUUCUUUCUUUUUGUUUCCUUUAUUUUGUUUUAAGCUACAGUAAAAGCCAGAUUGUGUUGAUGAAAUGCAACUGCUUAUUUUGCUGAUGA
Phoenix dactylifera (date palm) is the source of this 1665-nucleotide messenger RNA. RefSeq names its product Protein phosphatase 2C family protein. The record is from RefSeq and is a predicted model, not a curated record. Gene Ontology annotation, biological process: protein dephosphorylation. Gene Ontology annotation, molecular function: protein serine/threonine phosphatase activity. NCBI's taxonomy places the organism in Eukaryota, Viridiplantae, Streptophyta, Magnoliopsida, Arecales, Arecaceae.